ACGCGCAGUGGGCGCGAGCCUCACGCUUCCGGGUUCGGAGGAGGCGGGGCCACGUUAUGAGGAAGGGGCGGGGCUGCGUGCCUUCGGCGGUCACCAUGACGACAGGACGAGAUGGAGACCAAGAGAGAGAGCCCGUGAACAGGGGGAGGGACAGAAGGAGAGAGAGAUUCUCAAGCAGCCCAUCAUGGAGCCUGACACAGGCGCAGCUCCAUCCCACCACCCAGAGAUCAUGACCUGAGCCGAAACUAGAGUCGGAUGCUUAACCGACUGAGCCUCCUAGGCGCCCCUGCUUGCAGUUCUUUCUAGACUGCCCUCCUCAUAUCACUUCUCUAAAUGAUAUCCAUUCUUCAAUGCCAAGUUCAGAUAUCUUCCCAGAAGGCUCGAGCUCUUGCCUGAAUGGAUUUAAUGUGUUUUUCCAUGUGGUGCCUCCUUAAUGUUCUUUGGGAACUGCUGCUUCUCAUAGUUUGGAAUUAUUGAGGAAAGUUGUCUGAUUAUGCAUCAACAUUGACAAAUUCACCUGUGUGUUGAAUAGAAAAGAGAGAGGCAAAGAGGAAUUGAGAGACUGUAUUUCAGUGAUUCUGCUCAUCUAACUGAAGAGGGGGAGAUGAGACCCCAAACCUUCCACGCCUUCAAUCAAGUUUUGUUCCAGUAUCCUCUAUGACAGAAGUUUUUUGCUGUAACUUCCAAAAUGUAGACUAUUAAAAGAAUCCAUUAACUUCCAGGAAACUUUUGGAAAUACAUAAUCUGCAAACAACUAUACGCAAAUAAACAAAAUGACAAGAGGUUCUUCAUUUCGUAUAUGCAAAUGAUACUACAAAGCCCUCCAAGGACAUGGCUUAUGGAAUCAUAACCUUACAGGUAGAAAAGGCUUCCGCUUCCAGGCAGGCCAGAAACAUUGACAAGUUUCAGGGAGCUGGAGAAGAGACUUGGAAAUGGAUGACCAAACCUGGGGUCUUCAGGGCUUUGCCCAGAGGCUGGAACCUAGGAAGCCAGGAGGGCACCUGGGGAGCCAAGAGACCUAAGGAUUUCGUUGGCAGAAACGUAUCCCAACCAGGAGCAGGGGGCAUGGACCACAGUGAGGGGGUCAUCCAAGCCCCAGCCGAUACCACGGUGCCUCAGGAACUGCUGGAAGAAAUGCUUUGGUUUUUUCGCGUGGAAGAUGCAUCUCCUUGGAAUUAUUCCAUCUUUGCCCUGGUGGGUGUGAUGGGCGUGAUAAGCUUCGUCCUCCUGGGAAGGAGCAUCCAGGCAAACAGAAAUAAAAAACUCCUGGGGAAAAACAAACCAGAACUCCAAGACUUGGCAGAGGCUGAAACCAGAGAUGACAAUAACCUGAACAUCCUAAGAGAGACUUUGCUCUCAGAAGAGCACAAUUUAGCCCAGGUGGCAAUUGAGUCAAAAGAGGCAGAUGCGCCACUGGCUCUCCUUCCAGAUCCACAAGAAUCGGAGACCUAGUAAGAGAUCAGAGCCCUGCCCCAUGUUGCCAGCAGAUAAGAUGGACGAACUGCAAUCAAACUAAUAUUCUGUUAUGGGGGGAAAAAACACUUUUUAUUAAAAGGUUUCUGGAA
Molecule: messenger RNA, 1565 nt
Organism: Mirounga angustirostris (Northern elephant seal)
Lineage: Eukaryota; Metazoa; Chordata; Mammalia; Carnivora; Phocidae
Gene: SLC51B
Product: SLC51 subunit beta
Exons: 6
Coding region: 832-1452 (206 amino acids)
Biological process (GO): bile acid and bile salt transport
Cellular component (GO): plasma membrane; protein-containing complex
Molecular function (GO): transmembrane transporter activity; protein heterodimerization activity
Source: RefSeq, a predicted model, not a curated record